Pungitius pungitius (ninespine stickleback) is the source of this 3613-nucleotide messenger RNA. RefSeq names its product tetratricopeptide repeat domain 7B (gene ttc7b). The transcript is spliced from 23 exons. Gene Ontology annotation, cellular component: plasma membrane. Bases 79 to 2946 code for a protein of 955 amino acids. Gene Ontology annotation, molecular function: protein binding. NCBI's taxonomy places the organism in Eukaryota, Metazoa, Chordata, Actinopteri, Perciformes, Gasterosteidae. The record is from RefSeq and is a predicted model, not a curated record. Gene Ontology annotation, biological process: protein localization to plasma membrane; phosphatidylinositol phosphate biosynthetic process.
CCGGAAACCGCUAGACGCUCGCACUAGCUCCGGUUUCCUCUCUGUGGUGUUUUGGUCCAGUCGAGCCCACUCUCAAAAAUGACAGCAAGGAAGUCCGGCUCACGACUGGAGACCGAGAUAGAGCGGUGCCGUUCUGAGAGUCAAUGGGACAAGAUACCGGAGCUGGUCCGCCAGCUGUCCGCCAAACUCAUAUCAAACGAUGACCUAGGUGAGUUGUUGCUUGGGGAAUGUAAGCUUCAGACGUACCUGAAGGAGAACCCCAUCAAACAGGGAGCCAGUCCCAGGGGCCCACGACCUAAACUGGUGGAGGUCAGGAAACACCUCACUGCUGCUCUUGACAGAGGAAACCUUAAGGCGGAUUACCUCCAGGAGGCCAGUCUGCUGAUGGCCAAACUCUGCUAUGUGGAGGGAGAACACAGGGACGCGUUAGGUCACUACAGCAGGGUGAACCUGGAUGACAUGCAGCUGGGGGGAGCUCCCGUGUACAGGCUAUCCAUGAUAGCUGAGGCAUAUGCUACCAAAGGACUGUGCUUAGAGAAGGUCCCAGCAGCCUCUCCGUCUCUAUCCAAUAAGAACACUGGGUCGCCCUCGUCCAAUAGGAGCACAACGGACCAGGACCAGGAAAUCAUCACCUGCUAUGAAAAGUCCGGAGACAUUGCUCUGCUUUACCUGCAGGAGGCUGAGAAGGCCUUAUCGGCAGGAAUUCAGAACCGCAGCCCGAAGCCCGGCCCGACCGCCCAAGACCUGGAACUGGGCUACUUCCUGGAGACGGGCCUGCAGAGAGCCCACGUCAUCCACUUCAAGAACGGCAACCUGACACAAGGCGUGGGCCGUUUUCGGGAGAUUCUUCGGGCUGUUGAGAACAGAACCACCCAGAGCCUCCGCAUGACCAUAGCCAGACAGCUUGCAGAGAUCUUGCUCAGAGGAAUGUGUGAACAGAGUUACUGGUCUCCUCUGGAAGACCCGCCCACCGUGUCACCAUUGGAUGAUCCCACGCGGCAGGGACACACUCACACCAAGAACUACAGCUUAAGCCGACGCCCACGCGUGUACUCGGGAGAGAAUCUGUUUUGCCCUCAGGAGAACACAGAAGAAGCUUUGCUGCUGCUGCUCAUCAGUGAGUCCAUGGCUAACCGGGACGCCGUCCUGAGCAGAAUCCCUGAACACAACAACGAUCGCAUUAUCAGCCUGCAGUCUGCGUCGGUGGUGUACGACCUGCUGACUAUAGCUCUGGGCAGGAGAGGGCAGUAUGAGAUGCUGUCAGAGUGUUUGGAGAGAGCCAUGAAGUUUGCCUUUGAGGAGUUCCACUUGUGGUACCAGCUCGCCCUGUCGCUGAUGGCAGCUGGGAAAUCAGCCCGUGCCGUUAAAGUCCUUAAGGAGUGUAUUCGUCUGAAGCCUGACGACCCCACCAUCCCGCUGCUGGCUGUCAAGCUGUGCAUCGGACCGCUGCACUGGUUGGACGAAGGGGAGUGCUUUGGAAAGAUUGUGAUUGACAUGGGGGAGAAAGCAGCAGAGUUCAGAGCCAAAGGCUUCUUGGCCAUCGGGCUGGUUUACAGCCUCAAAGCCACUGACGCAUCAUUGCGAAGCACACAGGAGGAGUACCAGAGGAAAGCUUUGGGAGCCUUCCAGAGAGCUCAGAGUCUAUCCCCUACCGACCAUCUAGCAGCCUUCUACUUGGCGCUGCAGCUUGCUGUGUCCAGACAGAUCCCAGAAGCACUAGGCUAUGUACGCCAGGCGUUACAGCUCCAAGGGGACGAUGUCCACUCCCUUCAUCUGCUCGCCCUGCUGCUCUCUGCUCAGAAGCACUACCACGAUGCUCUCAAUAUUAUAGAGAUGGCCCUGUCUGAGUACCCAGAGAACUUCAAUCUGCUGUAUACCAAGGUGAAGCUGGAGUCAAUGUGUAGAGGGCCAGAGGAAGCUUUACUCACCUGCAAACACAUGCUGCAGAUCUGGAAGAGCUUCUACAACCUUACCAACCCCAGUGAUUCUGGGCGGGGCAGCAGUCUGUUGGACCGAGCCAUGGCAGACAGACGACAGCUCAACGCCAUGACUCUGCCUGACUUCAGUGACCCAGACACGGUCUCAGGUUCUUCCACUUCUCACUCUGGUUCUGAACCGGUCUCCCCCACCUCCCCAUCCACCCUCUCCUCCCCACUGUCCUCCCCUGCCUCUCCUUUUUUUCCUGUCUUCAUCUACCAGCCGUCUCAGUUUCCUCCACCCAAAAACCCAUCCUUCCUCCCUCCUCUUCCUCCACAUCCUCCUGCACCCACCAAGACCAGGACUCAGUCCUUUUGCAACCACGUCUGUCUCCGACAGCUAUCCUCCAAUUGCGGUCUUCAGGACGCUAACACUCUUGGUUUUUCCUCCAUGUUUUCUGUUUGCUCGGUUCAUGCUACAUCCAUAGCAGCCAGUCGCGUGGAGCAGGCCCUGUCGGAGGUAGCCUCCUCUCUGCAGAGCAGUGCCCCCAAACACGGACCCAUGCACCCCUGGAUGACCCUGGCUCAGAUCUGGCUGCAUGCAGCCGAGGUGUACACCGGCAUGUCGAAGCCUGCAGAGGCCUCGGCCUGCACGCAGGAAGCCUCCAACCUCUUCCCCACAUCCCAUAAUGUGCUGUACAUGAGGGGGCAGGUUGCUGAACUUAGGGGCAACGUAGAGGAGGCCAAACGCUGGUAUGAAGAAGCCCUGUCCAUCAACCCAACGCAUGUCAAGACCAUGCAGAGACUGGGUCUGAUUCUUCACCAGCUGCAGCGCUACAGUCUGUCGGAAAAAGUCCUCAGGGAUGCGGUGCAGGUCAACAGCACGGCUCAUGACGUGUGGAACAGCCUCGGCGAGGUGUUGCAGGCUCAGGGAAACGCUGCCGCUGCCACCGAGUGUUUCCUCACUGCCUUGGAGCUGGAGGCCAGCAGCCCCAUUCUGCCCUUCACCAUCAUACCCAGAGCGCUAUGAAACACACACACACACACACACACCCCUUCACAGCCAUAGCCUCAGUUCUUUAACACAGUGGCACAUAUGACGGACCUGUAAGCUGCAAACACCCAGUUGACACCCAGUAAGCCUGCAUGCCAUCUACACACACUGCCGUACCCUAAUUGUAAAUACACACACACUGUAUAGAAAUGUAGAUAGUACACAUAAACAUACUUGUAUGCUUCCCCUAAGUCAACCCAUCCUUCCCACAAUGCCUUUCUGUGGCUGUGAACUCUGUGCGUGUGUGUAAACCCAUUUCUAUGUGUGCGUGUGCCAACAUGUUGCCCGUGAGUCUCUGGCCGUACUUGAUUUGUAGUGUGCUGUGUGUUUUUGUUCAUUACUGAAGAUGUAAAUAAGAUUGAAGGAGUUGAGUUCCAACUCUUGCGUUGGAAGUAUUCAGAAGCCUAAGAGUUUACAUUUUGUUUACAUGUUAUUUAGUCCAUUAGAGUUUCCUUUACAAGCAAAAUGUUACUGAUAAUCUCAACACACACACACACACUCACUCGGUGUUCGGCUGGCUCACUCUCUCUUUGAGCUUCGACAGACCCGAUCAACAAAGACUGUAUAGUUGAAAUGCCAGAACACACACAGCAGAUCAGAUUUAGAGCCGCUGAUGUUCAAAGGAUGGCUGCUCUUUUUAUUU